Molecule: messenger RNA, 640 nt
Organism: Saprolegnia diclina VS20
Lineage: Eukaryota; Oomycota; Saprolegniomycetes; Saprolegniales; Saprolegniaceae
Exons: 3
Coding region: 1-609 (202 amino acids)
Source: RefSeq, a predicted model, not a curated record
AUGAAGAAGACGCCAUCGACGCCCCAGUUUUGCCUCGCGCUGCCCCACUUGGCGUUUCGGUCGAUGCCCAAGCACGGCGGCUACCGCAUCAUGCUGACCAAGACCGAGAUGAAAGGGGCCUUUGAGCUUUCGCUCGAGUCGUUGCGCACUAUGAAGCAUUGGACGUGCGCAAUUGCAAACACCCAAUCGGUGUGUGGCGACGAGACGCAGCUCCCACCCGCGAUGCUCUUUGACCUUUUGCGCACGGCGCUCGAAGGUCGCAACGAGCAGCUCAAGCGACGCGAGACGCUGGGCGAUCGCUUGUCGAAGUUCUUUGGAGAAGCCAUGACGCGCGAUAGAACAAUGGACGUGGACCUAUUGCCUGGUGACAGCGGCGCCGUCGUGCUCACGCUCACGAUUCCUCUCUCGCCCGUGUGGUCGACUGUCGCCCGCUUUCGGUGCGAAGCAAAGGCGUUGGACAGCCUCGACGCACUGCGCCGCAAGGUCGAGCACCUCGGAGAGGAUGUCGAGACCAUCGCGGCCAAGGUGAACCUGCAUAACAGCAUCAUUUUUCUUGCUGUCCUCCUUGCGUUCGUUACGCUCUUCAAGCUCAUGUACAUAACCUUUUAGGGCCGACUAAGAUCUGAAACGCAAUAUGGUG